AUGAGGCGCUUCUUGCAGGUCGGCGGCGGCGGUGGGGAGCCGUCCUCCUCCUCCUCGUCGGGCGGUCACCACCAGCAGCAAGGCGGGCUUGCGGGCCAGAGGGUGGCGGCGGGCCUGCGGUACCGAGGAGGCGACGUCUCGCUGGGGCACGAGCACGACGACGGACACCGUCGCCAUGAUAGGCAGACCACCGAUGGGUCCAUGGACAUGCUGGCGCGGCACAGCAGCUCGCCGGUCGGCUUCUUCUCCAACCUCGUGGUGGACAACGGGUAUCCACGCUCAAAUAAAGCCGGAGGCAGCGGUGGCGGCGAAGGUCAGCGUAAUCAUCCUUCAACGGUCAACAAUAGUAGUGGCAGCAGCAGCGGCGGCCGGAAGAUGAAGCCGUCGUCCGAGUUCAACUUCACCGGCGGGGCACAGCAGGGCGGCACCGCGGGCCACCACCUCUCGCGGAUCUCCGAGGACGGCGCCAGCUUCCCAGCCAACCUGAUGGGCGGCGACCGCACGGCGGGCCACGGCUCUGGCGAGAGUAGCAGCGGUGGUGCCAUGGCGGCGCGCUCGUACUCCGGCUCCGGCGGGUUUUCCAUCGUCGGCCCGUGGGAAGAGUCCAGGGACAUCAUUACCACCCUCGGCGCAUACGCCCCUCAGUUUAGCGGCGCCAUGGCGGGCACGGCGCUGGAGAUGGCGGGCAUGGACAGUUACAUGCAGCAGCAGGACCAGGUGCCAUUCAAAGUGCGCGCCAAGCGCGGGUGCGCCACGCACCCCAGGAGCAUCGCCGAGAGGGAGAGGAGGACGAGGAUCAGCGAGAAGCUCAGGAAGCUGCAGGACCUCGUGCCCAACAUGGACAAGCAAACGAGCACCGCGGACAUGUUGGACCUUGCAGUUGAGCACAUCAAGGGCCUGCAGAGCGAACAGCAGAGAGAAUGCACUGAUCUGAAGACGAAUGCGUUUCAGUUUCGACUGAUCACAAGCGGGUAUUAUAUUCUUGACAGCACACAAAUUAAAGGCCAUUUAAUUUGA
Molecule: messenger RNA, 1017 nt
Organism: Miscanthus lutarioriparius
Lineage: Eukaryota; Viridiplantae; Streptophyta; Magnoliopsida; Poales; Poaceae
Source: the annotation of a GenBank genome assembly